Molecule: messenger RNA, 4481 nt
Organism: Cannabis sativa
Lineage: Eukaryota; Viridiplantae; Streptophyta; Magnoliopsida; Rosales; Cannabaceae
Exons: 2
Coding region: 494-4186 (1230 amino acids)
Source: RefSeq, a predicted model, not a curated record
AAUAAAAUUUCCCAAUAGAAAAGUUUUAUCUCCACUCUUGUGACUGUGAGACUGUUAGAGCCCUUAAUGCUAUCGAGGUCUGCACACCAUCGGCUGAGAAAACUGAAGAAGAAAAUAAGAACAAGAGAGGUUGGACAAACAUGAGCAUUGCUGGUCUAGCCCAAAGCAGGGCCAAGUCAAUGCCCCAUUCCGAGCUCUUUCGACCUGUAAAAUCUAUGGAUAUUGACCUUUUUACCCCCACACCGUUCACUGCGACAUGAUGUCUGAGGUACUGGGCUCUCUUGGGGACUACAAUGGAAGCCACUUUUUAGGUCUUUAAAGCAGUAGCCAUGGAAACAAGCUAAUCACUGAUUAAGUUCUUUUGUACAGUAAGGUAUCUUCAGUACCAUAAAUAAGCUUAAUUUUAGUACAAUAAAUAAGUUGCACGAAGUGCUUUGUGGCGUUGGUCAUAAAUGUUUCAGUCUCUGGAAGUAAUAUUGAUUCUGAAUAAGAUAUGAUGAUGAUUGAUGAGAAUGGUGUUCUUCAUACUGAACUCAAAACUGCUUACAAAGAAAACUUAAGUGGUGGUGAUAAUAAUGACUAUGUGAAUGUGAAUUGUUCAAAAAGGAAAAGAGAAAAAGCACCUAGUGUGAUCUCUGAUGUUGCUACUAAAAUGAAAGAAGAUGAAGAUGAGAAAGGGGUUAAAGCAAAAGAAGGUGAGGAAGAGUCAGACAAAACCAGGAAGAGCAAAGGCCUUAAAGGGGCACUCAAAAGUGACGGAUUGAAGAAGUGUUCUGAAGGUUAUGCUAAUAUUGACUUGACCUUGGAGGAGACACCAGACUUGGAAUUCUUACUAUAUCCAGAUCCUGAAUUCAAUGACUUUGACAAGGACAGGAAUGCAGAGCGAUUUAAUGCAGGGCAGAUAUGGGCUGCUUAUGAUUAUCAUAAUGUCAUGCCUAGAUUCUAUGCUUUGAUAAAAAGGGUUUCUUCUCCCGGGUUCAAUGUGCACAUAACCUGGCUAGAGCCGAAGCCAUCAAAUAUGAAUGAAUUAAAAUGGCUUUCGGCAGACUUGCCAUUUUCUUGUGGCGAGUUCAAAUAUGGAUAUUCUGAGAGAACAGUAAAUCGUUUCAUGUUCUCUCAUGAAGUUUCUUGGGGGAAAGGUAGUGGAGGUACUUUCCUGAUAUAUCCGAGAAUGGGGGAGACCUGGGCUCUUUUUAAAAACUGGAAUAUUAAAUGGAGUAGUAAUCCAGCUGUACAUCGUCAGAGUGAAUAUGAUUAUGUUGAAAUUUUGUACGAUUAUGAUGCAGAUGUUGGAGUAGAUGUUGCUCUAUUGAGCAAAGUAAAUGGAUUUGUGAGUGUUUUCUUUCAGAUGGACAAGGUAGGGAGGAAGACAUUUCACAUUCCACCAGGUGAGCUAUUGAGGUUUUCCCAUAUGAUUCCAUCGUAUAAAAUGGAAGGUAAUGGAAGAGGAUUUCCAAAUGGAUCUUUCGAACUUGAUCCUGCUGCUUUGCCUCUAAUUGAUUCCAUGGUGGAGGGGGACAGUGACAUGCAAAUGAUGAUUGACGAGAGUGAUGAUCUUCAGAGUGAACUAGGCACUGACUUUUCUAGAGAGAAAAAUAUACGGAGAUUUUCAUGCCAUAAACAACAGGUCUCUUACAAGAAAAGCUUAAGUCGUGAUGAUGAUGGCUAUGUGAAUGUGAGUCCUUUAAAGAUUGAAAAGGCAAAGACAUCUAAUGUGAUGUCUGAUGUAGCUUCUAGUAUGAAAGAUGAUGAGAAAGGGGUUAAACAGAAAGAAGGUGUACCUAAUCGAGACAAUGCCAAGAAGAGCAAAGAGCUUAAAGAGCCAGUUAAAAUGGAUGGAUUGAAGAAAGGCUUUGAAGGUAAUGCUAGUAUUGAUUCACGCUUGGAGGAGGCCCUGAGGGCCAUGAGGGUUGCUGAGAAGAAGAUGCAAAGUAAGGAGUUUGUGGUGGCUCAAAAGAUUGCUUUGAAGGCCCAACGACUUUAUCCUAAUGUUGAGAAUAUUUCUCAGUUGCUUAUGGUGUGUCAUGUGCAUUGCUCUGCUGCACAGAAAUUAUCAGGGGAUGAGAUGGACUGGUAUGGAAUUCUUCAACUCGAGGAGACAGCAGAUGAGGCAACAAUUAAGAAGCAAUAUCGGAAGUUUGUCCUCCAACUUCAUCCUGAUAGAAACAAGUUGGCUGGUGCUGAAAUCGCUUUUAAACUGAUUGCAGAAGCUCGUUCAAUACUUUUGGACAAAGAUCAACGUCUCUUGCAUAAUGUCAGGCGCAAGUAUUUAAAGAGCAGAAAGCCUGCAACCUUUGUCCCCAAUCAUAAGGCCAAUUGGACCUCAAAUGUGGUUCCAAACAAUAGUAGAAGCAACCUUUUUGGUCUGAAUGCUCAGAAGCAGCAGCCACGAGAAACUUUUUGGACUGUCUGCCCCUAUUGUGCAGUAAGGUACCAGUUCUGUAAAGAUGUUAUUAAUAAAUCUUUUCGAUGUCAUAGUUGCCAGAAGUCAUUUUUGGCAUGUGACCUAAAUGCACCAAAUAGUAAAUCUGUAUUCCCUACACAAAAAGGCAGUACGCACAAAGGGAAAGCACAAGUCUGUCCUAACUUUGGCACCGGAAAUUUGAAUGCAGAAUUAGUACACAGAGCCAGGAAGAGUGAAGAACCUAAAGAGCCAGUUAAUGUAGAUGGAUUGAAGAAAAGUUCUGAAAGUAGUGCUAAUACUGAUUCAAGCCUUGAGGAGAUGUCAUACGAGGAAUUCUAUAAAUAUUGUGAUCCAGAUUUUAAUGACUUUGAAAUGGAGAGGAAAGCAGAGUGUUUUGCCGUAGGGCAGGUAUGGGCUGCUUAUGAUAUUUUUAAUGCUAUGCCACGAUUCUAUGCUCAGAUCAGAAGGGUAUCUUCUCCCAAGUUCAGUGUCCACCUAACUUGGUUAGAGCCAGAACCAGCUGAUGAGAAUGAAUCAAAAUGGCACUCUUCGGGGAUGCCAUUUUCUUGUGGUAAGUUCAAGUACGGGGAGUCAUUGACAACAGAUGAUUGUCGUAUGUUCUGUCAUAUAGUUUCUUGUGAAAAAGGUAGUCGUAUGAAUACUUUCGUGAUAUAUCCAAGAAAGGGGGAGACUUGGGCUCUUUUUAAAAACUGGGACUUUAGUUGGAGUUGUGAUCCAGCUGCUCAUCGUCAGUGUGAAUAUGAAUAUGUUGAAGUAUUGUCUGAUUAUGCUGCAGAUGUUGGAAUACAUGUUGAUGUAUUGAGCAAAGUAAAUGGGUUUGUGAGUAUUUUCUGUCGGAUGGAAAUGGUGGGAAAGAAGACAUUUCUUGUUCCCCCAGGUGAGCUAUUGAGGUUUUCCCACAUGAUUCCGUCCUAUAAAAUGAAAGGUAAUGAAAGAGGAGUUCCAAUAGGAUCGUUCGAACUUGAUCCUGCUGCUUUGCCUCCAAUUAAACCCAUGACAGUGGAUGGCAGUGACUUGCGAACGAGGCAUUCGGUGCUUCAGCAUGACAGUUCUACCAUUCCUUCUGCUCCAAGCCUAGAACAAGUGGAAAUUCCAGAUACUGAGUUCUACAAUUUCGAUUUUGAUAAAGCCAAACACAAGUUUCAGGUUGGUCAGAUAUGGGCAUUGUACUGUGUUGAGGAUUCCUUGCCAAAAUAUUAUGGUCAAAUCAAGAAAAUUGAUUUUCGCCCAUCUUUCAAACUGCAUAUUAAAUGGCUUGCAUCUGUCUCAUCAUCGAACAUCAUUAGAUGGUCUGAUAAGGACAUGCCUCUUUCGUGCGGUAGAUUUAAGGUUGUCGAUGUUGAGGCUGAGGUUUAUGAUAGUGUAACUUCUUUUUCACAUCCAGUGAAAGCAGAGCUUACAGGUAGAAGAAAUGAGUAUGACAUCCUUCCUAGGAAGGGUGAAAUUUGGGCAUUGUACAGGAACUGGAAUCCCAACCUCCACUGCAGUGACUUGAAAAACUGUGAAUAUGAGGUAGUGGAAGUUCUGUCAGCUACUGUUUUACUAAUAAACGCUUUGUCUUUGGAACGUGUUGAUGGUUUUACCUCAGUAUUUAAGGCUCGAGUGGUGGGAGGAUCAACGUUGUGGAGUAUUCCCAAGGCUGAUUUUUUCAAGUUCUCUCACCAAGUUCCUGCAUUCCGUCUGACCGAAGAGAGAGGUGGUAAGCUUAGAGGCUUCUUUGAACUUGACACCGCUGCCUUACCAAUUCAUUAUUUUCGCUAAACCUGGAUCAAGAGAAUUCCUAUAAUGGGUGCUUUUUAUGAUGGAAAAGCUUUCUGCAGUAUGCAACUUAUUAUUUUGAUCCAUGUUUGAGUUGCAUUCUUGAGAAAGUAGGAUCGUUGGUUCUCUUUGUUGCAAUGAAAGGUUUAUGUACUGAUCCUUAGUAUUUCCAUCUGAAGGUCACACGUGUCAUUUAUUUAAAUGUGUAACUCUUGUUUUAUAUAUUUUCCUUAAACUAAACUCCCUUUUUUUGUAUAAUUAAUUCAGAUUAAUAUGAAAUAAAUAUAUUAAUAUAGCC